GAGGCCGAAGUUCGAUCUCCCGCGAUGAUGGCUUCAUUUGGAAUGCCAGGCCGUGUGCCGGACUCCGAGGACGAAGCGCUCCGAGACGCUGCGGCUGGAGAAAACUCGAGCAGCGCGCUGCAGAAGAGAUGGUGCAGCGGCAUGAAACGCAAUAGUGAGAUGAUCGUGCAGGAGCUUUCAGCCGAGAAGGACUCGGAGGUGACCUUCGACGAAGUCGUCACGGCGCGGAAGGAGAGGAGUCAGCAGUACAAGCGGAAACAGAUGCGUUUCCUGCUACUCCCGGGCUCACGGGAGCUGAACUUUUGGCGAGCCUCAAUGGUGGUUGUGGUCUUGCUUGCAGUUGUUCUGGCACCGCUGGAAAUGGCCUUCAGCUACUCUCGGACCAUUUCAUCCUUGACCUGGUUGUAUCGCUUGAUUGACAUCCUCUUCAUCUUGGAUAUGAUCAUCACCUUCAAUGUGGCCACCACCUCACAUGGGAGGUUGGAAACGAAAAGGAAGACGCUGGCAAUGAACUAUGCGCGGACGUGGUUGGUGCCCGAUUUUUUCAUCAACUUUCCCUGGGACCUGGUCUUGCAGGGACCAGGGAAGACACGAAAGAUCGCGAAGAUUCUGAAGUUGCCCAAGGUCUUCCGUGUCACAAGGUUGCUGCGAGCUGCGGGUGAAGAGGCUCACUACUUCGGCACAGCUGCCAACAUUUGUGGGAUUCUACUGAUGGGUCACUAUCUCUCGUGCAUUUGGGUAAUGCUCUUGAUCGACUGCACCAUCGAGCUGGACGCGCAACAACUAUGCCCCGAUAUGCUAACGGCGUAUCUGCAGGGUCUCUCAGUGGGCUUGGCCACUCUCGGAGGCUCCGACGGAUGGAUGCGAUUUAUUCUUCCCGUGGAAAACGAGGCGAACUCGGUGAACUCGGUGAACUUUGAAUGGCCGGCCCAGUAUGGAGCCCUCACGGACCUGACGGCAGCCUUGAGCUGUUUGAUGGGCUUCGUUUUGCUGGGUAUGCUCUUCAGCAACUUGGCUCAUGCCAUGGACCGGCGCCAUUCGCACACGCGUUUGUUCCACGCGCGUGUGGCGAAUCUACAAGCGGCGGCCAAUCAGCAUCAGAUCCCUAAGGAGCUCUAUAGUCGGAUUAAACGGCACUACUACUAUGUGUGGAGCUGCGGUUCGGACACCUCCAAAGCCAUCUUAGCCGAUGCCACGCUUUCCUUAGACCUCAGGAGAGAACUCGCAUAUUGCUUCUACGGCGAUAUCUUGAAGCAGGUGCCCUUUUUGGAGAUGGUGGAUAAACACUUCCUUCAGCAGUUGUGUGAAUUUGUGGAGAUCGAGAUUUUCGCAGCGCAGGACAGGAUCAUCUGCGCGGGAGAUGUUGGAACAGAGCUGUACUUCGUGGCAGUCGGGGAAGUUGAAGUGGUGCUACCUCAACCGAAACAUGAGAAGGGCCCGGUGAUCAAAAUCCUUCAUGAAGGUUCGUUCUUCGGUGAGCUUGGACUUCUUUUUCCAGACUCCAAGCACAAGGUGGAUGUCUAUGGUGCAACAGCUGGGUGGUUGUUAGUGGUACCUCGCGGUACUUUGGAGACCUUAUGUACCGAAGAGUUGCUGGAGACUUUUAGGUUUGUGGCAUUGGAGCGCAUUCGAAAGCCUGGCUGGGUGGAUCAGGCAGACGUCAGCAUCCGAAGCACCGGAAGCACGUCGCAGGAAAGCGGAAGCGACUUGGAAGGAAUCCCAACUUGGGACUUAAAAGGCUAUCCAGUCGUUGGUGCGUGA
Cladocopium goreaui is the source of this 1761-nucleotide messenger RNA. The record is from the annotation of a GenBank genome assembly. Lineage: Eukaryota; Dinophyceae; Suessiales; Symbiodiniaceae.